AUGCAGCUCACCGUCCUCGCCGCCGUCCUGGCCACUGCCUCCGUGGCCAUCGCCGGAGCCAUCCCGCCCAAGUGCGGAACCUGCAACCCCAUCUCGGGCCAGAACAGCUGCGACCCGACCACAUCGUGCAUCAACACCGGCUCGACUUUCCACUGCGCGUGCCGCGCGGGCUACAAGGCGUCCCGCCACAACGGCGACAUCGCACAGCAGUUCCGGCUGCCCAUGCCCAACUACGAGUUCCUGGUCUUUGUGCCGGAGAAAACCAAGUGCGAUACGCUGUGUGAUGACCCGUAUGCUAAGGCUUCGGAUAUCUGCAAGGAGGUGCACUUGUAUGAGAAGUGCGUUGUUUAA
Molecule: messenger RNA, 351 nt
Organism: Penicillium alfredii
Lineage: Eukaryota; Fungi; Ascomycota; Eurotiomycetes; Eurotiales; Aspergillaceae
Product: putative adhesin
Exons: 1
Coding region: 1-351 (116 amino acids)
Molecular function (GO): calcium ion binding
Source: RefSeq, a predicted model, not a curated record